AGCGACUCUAGCACCUGGCUUUUUACGCGGCGAAUGUUUUUGCGCGACGCAGCUUUGGGGAUGGACCUCGACGGCCAACUUCGCGCAGUUCGGUGGUUACAACAUCUUGUGUUGCGCUUCGAGGCCGAUGAUAAUAAGGACGAGGGCACCUUUUCCAGCCUAUAUGCAGUGGUCACGUAUGGGGAUGUGGCCAUGUCCUCCAACACUGCGUCCGUACCGGCUCGCCUCGAGGUCGAAUACGUGAGCGAUGUGGGUGAGCACUGGCAAGCCUUGCAAUGGUCUGCCGUGACCUUUACACUCCUCAGCAUAGUGUACGCUGGCUACAUCACAACCAUGUGGAAGCGCCGCCACAAGCGCGAGUUUGUCGAUGGUGACACUCUGCUCGUUACGGCAGGCAGUGCACUACAUGCUUUUUCCGUGCUGAUGGCUUGGGCGUGCAUUGGCUACAGCAUCCAUCUUGUAUUGGUUUUCACGGGUCGCCGCCAACACUCGUCAUUUUUGCCCGUCAAGCGGCAGCGUGAUUAUCUUGACGAGUACUUUUUGCCCAUUGUGACCUGGUUCCUGCUGGCGGAUGCCAUCUGGCUCGUGUACCGUCAAAGCAGCAGCGAUGUGUUCUUCAUCGAUUGGGAGCGUUCCAAGCUUUCACCCUCUGUCACGGCGGGGGACGCCAAACCACCCGGUCGCACCGAGAAUGAUCCGGGGCAAGGCUCGGUGCCCAUGAUCAGUGUCUGGCGCCGCAUCCAGGCAGCGCGAGAGUGGUUGGCUAUCCAAACCUAUCGACGCGUGCCUCCGGCCGUCCGCCUUUUAUUAGUCCUGUUGUGCCUCUACGGGUUUGAUGUUGGCGAGUAUGCCGAGAACAGCAGUGGCUAUGCUCCAGAUUAUCGGUCCAAAGAUCACCACCUUUUGCGCUUUGGCUUGGUCGUCCUGAUCUACGUUUUUCUGAGCUUGGCCAUCUUUGCGUAUGGCCAGACCAUUUAUCUGCGCUACGUCGGCGACAAGCUGACGCAUUUUGUUGAUCGUCUCUCCGUGCUCAACGUGAGCUUGGUUGUCAUGGACUCGGAUUAUCGGGGCUGGUAUAUUCAUGGGCAAAGCCCCCACGGGUUUGCUGAUGUUAGCAUGGACAAGCUCUUGGACAAUUUGCGCAAGGAUGCCGAGCUGCCUCGCCACACGGCUGCCGAUCGUCAGGCGCUCACGAACGCGCGCUUGCACAGCACGCGCGCCCAAGCCGAUUUGAACAUGCAUUGGAUGGCCUAUUUGCAGCGCAGCUAUCCCGAUCUCGACUACGUUGUUGCUAAUCGUUCUUUUGUGGAUCGGCUUGUGGAUCGCACUCCGGUUGUCUUGAAUCGUGGCAUUUUCUAUCGCGACUUUAGCAACGGGUUCCAGACAACCCUUUUCAUGGGAUCAGAGCGUUAUGGGCGGAUUAACAUUUCCAACAAGACAUUGCUGGAUGACCGCUUCCUCUAACGGGCGUGUGUUUGAUAUAAAAUACAAGGCAGCUGGCUGCAAUUCAAGGUUCAGGUGG
Monosiga brevicollis MX1 is the source of this 1522-nucleotide messenger RNA. RefSeq lists its product as uncharacterized. Lineage: Eukaryota; Choanoflagellata; Craspedida; Salpingoecidae. The transcript is spliced from 9 exons. Gene Ontology annotation, cellular component: ciliary transition zone; MKS complex. The coding region runs from base 34 to 1464 and encodes 476 amino acids. Gene Ontology annotation, biological process: cilium assembly. The record is from RefSeq and is a predicted model, not a curated record.